CGCAGUCCCUCGAGGCUCGCGCCCCGCAAUGACCUCCUCCCUCGUCUACGACCCGCACGGCCGCCUCGCAGAACACUACGUCCAGGAUGCCUUCCACAGCUACCUCAAGUCCUCGCUCACCCAGGCCAAAGCCGAGCGUCUGCUCGACGUCGAGAUGCUCAGCAGUGCCGAGGGUGAUCUCAUGAUCACAGGGCCCGCGCUGUGUCUGUACUUCGCCGCGCUGCGCUGCACGACGCGCCCGCCCUCCGUCCCUCUCCCGCGCAUCAACAAGUCCGCGCCCCAGCUCGACCUCUCCGAGGCCAACUGCCCGCGCCCCUUCCUCUCCUUCCUCCACAUCUGGUCCUCCGCCGUGCCCGACAUCCAGGCCCUCACCCCAGAGCACCAGCACGACCUCGCCCGCAUCGUCUGCAACCUCGAGCCCCUCUCCACCCUCCUCCACCCCGCCCUCAACCGCAUCGCCGCCGACCUCCGCGCCGUCGCCAUCGAGAUCAGCCAGCGCCGCUCCUUCCAGGACCGCUACGCGACAGACCUCCAGGCCGCGAUCGACACCGGCUCCGGCGGCCUGUCGCUCAAGGCGUCCUUCGUGCCCCCGCCCGUGUACUCGCCCUCGCCCACGUCCUCGACGUUCAGCAUCCCCCAGUCCCCCAAGGAACCCAUCUCCCCCCGCUCCUCCACGCACCCGCCCACGCCCGCACGCACGCCCUCCCUCUCCCCCGCCUCCGCCCCCGCCCCCGCCCCCGCCAUCGAGCUCAUCCGCGAAACCCUCUACGCAGCCCUCGCCGACGUCCUCGAACGCACCCCCUCCCUCCACGCCCUCCUCCCCACCGACCCCCCCCGCGCCUACUUCGGCAGCGUCGCCCUCGCCGUCCUCGCAGUCGCCACGACCCGCCUCACCCCCUCCGGCGCCGUCCGCGGCGUCCUCGGCCGCACCCUCGCGCCCGCCGCGUGCCCCGCCGAGCUCCGCCCGUUCAUGCGCGAGCUCGCGGCUAUCGGCGCGCAGGCGACGGAGGCGGAGGAGGCGGAUACGGAGGAGGCGCUGAGGCGCGCGGCGCGCGGGGAGGAAGUGCCGCCGCCGCGGCUUGAGCGCGUGCGCGCGAUGCUGGAGCGCGGCGUCGGGGCGUGCGAGGGCCGCCGCCAUGGCGAGGGGGAGGGGGAAGGGGGCGCGGGCACGGGCGGGAGCGCGAGCGGGAGGCGCAGCGUCGAGGGGCGCGCGGUCGCGUUUGCGAACCGCGUCAACGGCCUCGCGCUUGGCCUGACGCGGCUGCGCGCGUUCAGGGAGCGGCAGGACGAGGUGUUCGCGGUGCUCGCGGGCGUCGGGGCGUCGUGAUGCGCGCGAUGCGCGCGACGCGAGGAGAAAAUCGUACACGACGAAUGUGCACACGCUGCUGUCGCUUGCUGUAUCCCUAUCCAUACGCAUAGCAUACCCCCCCUGUCUCGAUUAAUUGUACUCUAGCCCCGCCCGUGCUUUAUAAAUCCAAUGACCGUGCGCCGU
Messenger RNA from Heterobasidion irregulare TC 32-1, 1492 nucleotides. RefSeq lists its product as uncharacterized. Bases 29 to 1327 code for a protein of 432 amino acids. NCBI's taxonomy places the organism in Eukaryota, Fungi, Basidiomycota, Agaricomycetes, Russulales, Bondarzewiaceae. The record is from RefSeq and is a predicted model, not a curated record. The transcript has 2 exons.